AUGAACACGGAGCUGGGCGUGAGGAGGGAGUGGGAUCCGCGGAUGAACACCGAGCCGGGCCUGAGGCUCUAUUCUCUCGUUAGGCGGCUCUUCACAAUCGAUGACUUUGAAAUCGGGCCUCCUCUGGGCAAGGGGAAAUUUGGGAAUGUGUACCUGGCUCGCCUCAAGGAAAACCAUUUUACUGUGGCCCUGAAGGUUCUUUUCAAGUCCCAGAUAGAGAAGGAAGGACUGGAGCACCAGCUACGCAGGGAAAUUAGAAUCCAGUGGCAUCUACAACACCCCAAUAUCGUAAGGCUGUACAAUUACUUCCAUGAUGCUCGCCGGAUAUACCUGAUUCUGGAAUAUGCUCCAAAGGGUGAGCUCUACAAGGAGCUGCAGAAAAACCAGAAAUUCGAUGAGCAGCGAACAGCCACGAUAAUAGAGGAGUUGGCAGAUGCCUUGGCUUACUGCCAUGACAAGAAAGUGAUUCACAGGGAUAUUAAGCCAGAAAACCUGCUUCUGGGAUUCAGGGAGCGGAGUCCUCGCCAGUGA
Molecule: messenger RNA, 531 nt
Organism: Propithecus coquereli (Coquerel's sifaka)
Lineage: Eukaryota; Metazoa; Chordata; Mammalia; Primates; Indriidae
Product: aurora kinase C-like
Exons: 5
Coding region: 1-531 (176 amino acids)
Biological process (GO): regulation of cytokinesis; mitotic spindle organization; protein phosphorylation
Cellular component (GO): spindle midzone; spindle pole centrosome; chromosome passenger complex
Molecular function (GO): protein kinase activity; ATP binding
Source: RefSeq, a predicted model, not a curated record